Molecule: messenger RNA, 2023 nt
Organism: Vitrella brassicaformis
Lineage: Eukaryota; Vitrellaceae
Source: the annotation of a GenBank genome assembly
CGAGCUCGGAAGAUCUCACGAAGUGCGGUUAAGCGUCUUGCGCAGAAGAGUCCUGAAGAUGGGCGAGGGACAGUCGAAAUCUCUCAAUGGUACGACACACAAACAACGCAGACCCACUCUUCCCCUGCUGACCGCCUCCUUGUGCGGGUGUGUCUGUCUGUGUGUCUGUCUGUGUAUCUGUCUGUGUGUCUGUGUGUGUGUGUGUGUGUGUGUGUGUCUUGUGUGUGCAGAGCAGCUGCGGAGCAACAAGCGUCAGAUCAACCGGUCCAUCCGGGAGCUGGACCGGGAGAGGAUGCAGCUCGAGAACGGCGAGAAGAAGCUCAUCGGCGACAUCAAGACCAUGGCCAACAAGGGACAAAUGGUAGGUAGGACAACCAACAGAAGCCCUGCUUCACUAGAGCUGUGUGCGGUCGUUGCAUCUCCGUGUGUUGGUGACGUUGGUUGACUGACUGACUGUGCGUUGUCUGCAGAGUUCGGUGAAGAUCAUGGCUCGUGAUUUGGUCCGCACCCGCAAGUACAAGGCAAAGUUUUACGAGAUGCGGUCGCAGCUGCAGGCCGUCAACCUGCGGCUGCAGACCGUCAAGUCCACACAGGCCAUGACCGAGUCCAUGAAGGGCGUCACCAAGGUCUGCCUGCCUCUGGCAUCCCACACAGACACACAGACAGACAGACAGACAGACAGACAGGUGGAGCGCUAGACGGCACGUCGUGUGUGUGUGUGUGGUGUGGUUGGUUGGGUCGAUCAGGUGAUGGUGCGGAUGAACAAGCAGAUGAACCUGCCGUGUGAGCGUCAGAUACAUGCCACGGCACACACACACAGAAAGGGAGGGAGGGAGGGAGGUAUGUCUGCUUAUCUAUCUGUGUGUGAUUGGUGUGUCAACUGGUGCACUCAGCGCUGAACAAGAUCAUGCAGGAGUUCAUGAAGGAGAACGAGAAGAUGGGACUCACCGUACGCUACGCUGGGACCCACAGCACACACGCACACCCCUUCCCUUCCCUUCCUGCGUGUCUGUAUUCCUGCCCUGCGCGUGUGUGUGCAGGAGGAGAUGAUGUCCGACGCCGUCGACGACGCCAUGGCCGACACGGUCAGUCAGUCGAGAGGCAGGCAGGCACCUGGCAGUGGUUCGGUGCAGAUGUGUGUGUGUGGUCUGUCUGUCUGUCUGUGUGUGUGUGUGUGUGUGGUGUAGACUGACGAGGAGGAGGAGGAGCGCAUCGUGGCUCAGGUCCUCGACGAAAUCGGAGUCGACCUUUCCGGACAGGUGAGUUAGUUGAGUGGCUGGGCUGGGCGGGCGGGCAAGAGAGACCGGGCGACGGCACACCAGGUACGCCACUCCUUUGUGUUCCUCUUUCAGUUGGCCGCUGCUCCGUCGGGUCAGCUUGCGGCGGCCCAACCGAUGGCCGUCGACGCACAAGCCAGUAAGAUCAAUCAAGAAGCAGACACACAGAGAUGAGAUGCUCACACACGACUGACUGACUGAGUGAGUGUCGGGUGUUUUAAUGCCUGGCACUCACUGUGCGGGGUGUGUGUGUGUGUGUGUGCGGUGUGUGUGUGUGUGUGCGUCAGGUGCCCAGCCGAUGGCUGUGGGUGAGAUGGAGAAGUCCCUCGAGGACCGACUCAACAACCUCAAGAAAUGACUGACAACGGAGUGCGUGGCGAGCGACCAGAGGAGCGUCCAGUGGACUCGCGUAGGCCGACUGCAUGCCAUGCGGGUUAGGAUGUUUUCACGUUUGUGUCAAGUCAAGCCACGUGUGCUGAGAGAGAAGGCAGGUCAGUCAGUCAGUCAGUCAGGAGUGUGUGUGAGGGGCCGGUCCUGUGGUGGUUGUUUGGAUCGUCUUGCUUUUUCAAGUCGAAAGCGGGAGAGGCAAAGGGAGAUGAGACGGUGAGAGAUCGUGUAUGCGGCUGCUGACGGUGUGAUGAUUGAAUGCUGCCAGCGAUACUGACUGACUUGUUAAUGCAAUUGUUUAUGCGCAAUGCAAUACGGCAACAAAAUGAUGUCCGUCGAAUGAAUAAAGCUAUCUGUCU